UUAGGUACCGUAGUUACAUUUUAAUUAUUUGAAAUUACAAUAUUAUGAAAUAUCAUAUAUCAAACAAGCCCUAGUCAGUCAGUCAAAAAAUAUUCCUAUGUGUUGUGAAUAGUUAUUGGACAAUGAUACAGUGUUGUCUAUAAUUUGUUAUUUCGCUUAGAGACCUUCUAAAUUCGAAUCAUGAAUUCUGGAAACCUAAAUUGCGAAGGUCCCUCUGUAUCGGACGAAUGCCAUGAUAACACUAUCGAUGGAAAGUCGAAUUUUCACGAUACGUGUAGUGUAGAUUCGGAGGAUGGUUCAGUAGAGCUGGUUCAGGAUGAUGCUGAAGCUAGCGAGACAGAAACUAGGCGCGUUAUAAGUCGCGAGGAGCUCUAUAAUGACCCUGAUGCUGUCGCUGAAAACUUUGACUUACCGAAACAACCAACUCCGGACAAUGAUUGGACGAGGGACAAUUGGCGUAGGGCCGGCUUACUGCCCGAAACCUCCACGGUCCCCAAGAAGAAGAUCUAUACUCCUGUACCUGUUGUCAACAAAUUACACAAGAGCCUGUUCAAAGCGAUGUCUCAGCCUGUAACAAUGAGUAAGGCCGAAAGUAUGAUGCAGAAAAUGGGUUAUCAAGGCGGCGGCUUGGGCAAGAGUGGUGAAGGUAUACUGGAACCGAUCGCUCCCAAUGCAACUUACGCAAACAAAAACAUAGGCUUCGGUCAGAACAGCAAAAUGCCAGUAAGGAUUACAAAACCGCCGGCUAAUAAAGCGAAAACCAAAUCAGCUCGCAAGAACAUAUUGCGCAAAAGCAAGGAACAAUUGCGAACUAACGCCUUGAAUGUCAUAUUAGAAUUUGUUAAGAACAAUAAAGAAAUUGAGAUUUUAUUCGACAAGAAGUUGUUUCCUAAGGAGAGAAGAAUCAUACAUUGCCUGGUCCACGAGGUCAUCAAUGCUGAUGAUGACACACCACGGGUUAAAGCUGGCACUCAACAGAUGAUUUUGAAUGAAAUAUACGCUCACAAUUGCUUCGUUCUUGGCACAGAGAGCGAAGGCGAGCAGCCUCACCGACAACUUCGUAUAUACAAAGAGGCCCCGCCCGACGUAUUCCUGGUAACACCGGAAGAUCUACCAGAACUGAGGGUCGAUACUCAAACAACGGAGCCCUCAAAUCCGUGUUCGACCCAACCGAAUACUUCAAGCACAACAGCGGACAUGCAAACGGAUGUCAAGAAUAUUUUAGACGAACUACUGAAUUGCUUUGUGGAGUUUACAAAAGACAAUGAUUACGCUCAACUCAAAUUCCUGGGACCUUUCUGUGAAAUACAAGAGUUUUGCAUCUAUCAAUUCUUCAAUGUGAUCCACCGUUGUGUGAACAAAGACUUCUAUGGUGUUAGUGAUUCGGUAGUGAGUGCUUUUAAUGUGAACACAGUUAGCUUCGAAUUAGUCGAAGAUGUUAAUGGGAGUACGUUUGUACAGAAAAGAAAGCAACCGAAUAAGUAACAGCGGUUUAAUAUAAUAAUAUUUAUAAGAUAAAUUUAUUUGUAUAAAUUUUUAGAUUAACAUUA
Molecule: messenger RNA, 1550 nt
Organism: Bombyx mandarina (wild silkworm)
Lineage: Eukaryota; Metazoa; Arthropoda; Insecta; Lepidoptera; Bombycidae
Molecular function (GO): nucleic acid binding
Source: RefSeq, a predicted model, not a curated record